This is a messenger RNA of Syzygium oleosum, 1847 nucleotides long. RefSeq lists its product as uncharacterized. Gene Ontology annotation, molecular function: zinc ion binding. The transcript is spliced from 8 exons. NCBI's taxonomy places the organism in Eukaryota, Viridiplantae, Streptophyta, Magnoliopsida, Myrtales, Myrtaceae. The record is from RefSeq and is a predicted model, not a curated record. The coding region runs from base 337 to 1788 and encodes 483 amino acids.
UUAUGUCCAAGACUCGGAUCUUCUGUCUAUUUUAAACUUCCUCGCACACACUCCUCUCUCUCUCUCUGUCUCUCUCUCUCUCUCCCUUUUCUUCUUUUUCCAAGUUGUAAGCGUUCUGGUGUGUUUUUUUGGGUGGUCUCGUGCUGGUUCCUACGUUCUGUUCUGAAGGUUGCUCUGCUUGUUGAAUCUUCCAUAUACCCUUUUGAGUUUUUGAGUAAAAUGGAAACUGAAGACAAGGUCUCAGAGAAGGAGCAAGAAGAAGUUAUUACUGGUGAAACAACAGUAGUCAUUCCCAUUCAUAAGAUCCUUGUUCCUUAUUUCUAGGUCAAAGAUUUGAUGGAAAAAGCCCGAGAAGCUCCGCCGGUUCAUCAUUGGAGAAAACAAAAUCUUUUCCUAGAUAUACCCGCAAAGAAGAUGGAAAUGUGUACUCAUGAUAAUGUCAUGAUCAAAAUGCCGCCGACACCAAGUGCCACCCCUAAGAGAGUAAAUUUUCUCCUGACACCGAGCUCGAACGAAGGGAGAUAUAGCAAUGCAUCCCCAGGUCCCUCCUCUUCUAGGGGCAAAUCAUCCAUAAAAAACUUAUUGCCUAAGUUGAGCUUCAUACACCGAAAUUCAGCAGCAGAUGCUGAGAAAGCCGCCAAUCCAGAUCCAGAGGCUUCAUUCACGGGACUAAGAGACAAGACUUCCAUAGCUAGGUCGCUGUCGCUCACAAAGUUGUUCUCUCCUAGAAUGAACAGAGCAUCUUCGCUACCGGUGACUCCAAUUGGGAACCCCAGUAAAGAAUCCUCGCACAGCCAAAGUGUUUGUAGUACUCCACUGCCAAGUUCAACAGGACCUCGAAGAACAAUUCUGCGGUCACUCUCAGUUCCUGUCAACCAUAAAGAGAAAAGCAUCAGGAGAAUGGACUCUUUCUUCCGCGUUAUACCUUCUACACCCCGUUUAAAGGAAGGAGAUACGAUGUCUAACGUGUCUCAGACAGUUGAUCACGGAAAUGAUUCUGAUGGUGAAGACAUACCCGAAGAAGAGGCCGUUUGUAGAAUUUGUUUGGUUGAGCUGUCUGAGGGCGGGGAAACUCUCAAGAUGGAAUGCAGCUGCAAAGGCGAAUUGGCUCUGGCCCAUAAAGAAUGUGCUGUGAAAUGGUUUAGCAUCAAAGGUAACAAGACUUGCGAUGUGUGCAAACAAGAGGUUCAGAAUCUGCCUGUGACUCUUAUGAAAAUACAAAGCAUCCGCAAUCGAACAGUGGGAGGCACUCAAGUUGAGCAGGAAGAUCUUAGUCAAUACAGGCUGUGGCAGGAAGUGCCAGUCCUCAUCGUUGUGAGCAUGCUCGCCUACUUUUGUUUUCUUGAGCAGCUUUUGGUUGCGAAGAUGGGUACAGGCGCAAUUGCCAUAUCUGUUCCAUUUUCUUUUGUUUUAGGUCUCCUAGCGUCCAUUACUUCAUCAACCAUGGUGAAGAGCAGAUAUGUCUGGGUCUAUGCAUCUUUCCAGUUUGGCUUGGUGGUUCUCUUCGCUCAUGUGUUUUACUCUUUGGUUCAUCUGCAAGCCGUCCUAUCAGUUCUCUUUGCGUCUUUUGCUGGUUUCGGCGUUGCAAUGAGCGGGAGUUCGAUUCUUGUCGAGUUCUUGAGAUGGAAGAGAAGAUGGCAUGCCGCCCAUUCGGUGCAAUUUCGCCAUGCUCAGGUGGCAACACGUCCAGGCCAGGUUCCUCGGGGAUCUCCGGAUUCACCAUGGGAAGGAUCCUCUCUGAGCCAUCCGACCCAAGUGAACAAUCCGGAAACUUUUAGCCGAAGUUGAACUGGUUGGUACUCCGAAGCAGACCUCGCAAAAAUUUCCAUUUGGCAGAAUGUGGGCCU